Messenger RNA from Vidua macroura (Pin-tailed whydah), 1160 nucleotides. It is a transcript of the gene BLACAT1, whose product is annotated as BLACAT1 overlapping LEMD1 locus. The record is from RefSeq and is a predicted model, not a curated record. NCBI's taxonomy places the organism in Eukaryota, Metazoa, Chordata, Aves, Passeriformes, Viduidae. Bases 120 to 221 code for a protein of 33 amino acids. The transcript is spliced from 3 exons.
CAGCGGGAACAGAAGGCAGAGCCUGCUGACAGGUAGCCAGCAUGGACCCUGAGCCCGCCAGGGCCGGCUGCUGAGACAGGUCUCCCGGAGUCGCUCCCGAGCCUCUCCAGCUCCGGGUGAUGCCCCAGUUCACCUUCGCCUGUUUCUGUGGCCUCCACGGCUUCUGCAAGAUGAAGAGGAAGAAGGAAGAGGCCGGCGGGGGGCAGGAGACGGCCGUGUGAGGAGCGGCCCCGCCCGGGACCCCUCCUGUCCCCUCGGCUCCCCGAGGCAGAACCGGAGCCCGCCCUGACCUUGCCAAGGAUGUCACCCAGGUGUCACCCAGGUGUCACCCAGAUGUCACCCAGGUGUCACCCAGGAGCCGCUGCCACCCUGCCCGGCCACCCCGCCCCUCCCUCAUCCCGCUGGGAGCGACAAUUCCCUCCUGAUCCAGCCCAGCUCCAGCAAUUCCCAGCAGAGAGAGGCGGAAAAGUCCCAAAAACCGGCCCAGAGCUCGUCCUUGCCGGAGCCGGACGGUGCGAGGUGCAGCUCGUCCUCCCCAUCCCGGAUCCUGCCGGAAUUCCUACAAAUCCCUGGGCCACGGAUCCCCCCGGAAUUCCUACAAAUCCCUGGGCCACGGAUCCUGCUGGAAUUCCUGCAAAUCCCUGCCACAGAUCCCGCCGGAAUUCCUACAAAUCUCUGGGCCAUGGAUCCUGCUGGAAUUCCUAUAAAUCCCUGCACCACGGAUCCUGCUGGAAUUCCUACAAAUCCUUGCCACAGAUCCCCCCAGAAUUCCUACAGAUCCCUGGGCCACGGAUUCUGCUGGAAUUCCUGCAAAUCCCUGGGCCAUGGAUCCCCCCAGAAUUCCUACAAAUCCCUGCCACGGAUCCUGCUGGAAUUCCUACAAAUCCCUGCCACGGAUCCUGCUGGAAUUCCUGCAAAUCCCUGGGCCACGGAUUCCACACGUUCAUGGAAGGAGCCUCCAGCUCCUCGGGAAGGCAGAAAGAUGAAUUUGUUCCCAGCAGCAAUAAUCCUUUUUUCAUCCCAUCACACCAAGCUUCCCUCGGAGCUGCCCUGCUCACGUUCCCACCGGGAAUUUGGGGUGCGUGCCCCCAGGCAGGGCAAUUCCCGCAUCCUGGUGGCAGCCAGGAGAUUAAAAAAAAAAAAAAAAACAAACAAAACAA